Pollicipes pollicipes is the source of this 636-nucleotide messenger RNA. Its product is annotated as calpain-15-like. Bases 1 to 636 code for a protein of 211 amino acids. The transcript is spliced from 6 exons. The record is from RefSeq and is a predicted model, not a curated record. NCBI's taxonomy places the organism in Eukaryota, Metazoa, Arthropoda, Thecostraca, Pollicipedomorpha, Pollicipedidae.
AUGGAUAGACAGGUGGAACCGGCCGGCGGGGAUCUGGCGCGCUCGCCCAAACGCCAGAACUCUAGCCUCUACGACCGGGUGCGGAGCAAGCUGUGCCGCUCGCUCAGCAGCGGCUCGACGCUCGAAGCCGACUUCCAGUACCUGCCGGGCCAGGCGACCGCCGAGCCGCAGGCCGGAUGCUGCACGCACUGCACCCUUGUGAACGCGGCGGCGUCGCGCUGCUGCGCCGCCUGUCACUCGCGGCCGCCGAGCACCGCGCCCGCCGCCGUCGCCGCCGGCUGGGACUGCCCUGCCUGCACGUACGGAAACGCGCCCGGUGAUGCGCGUUGCGGCGUUUGCGGCGCGCCACGCGCCGGCCCAGCCUCACCGGAGCCGACCGAGCCGGCGGCGGCGCGGCGCGAGAGCGAGCUCGAGUCAGACCUACGUGCCUGGGAGGAGCAGGGCGCCCGCCAGACGUGGAAACACAUCGUCGAGUUCUGCAAACAGGACGGCGAGCCAUUCGUGGACGACUCGUUCCCGCCAGCUGUACGCAGUCUGUACUACGCUGGCUCCGAGGGCGGCGAGCGGCCAGACGCCGCUGACCUGACCCACAUCGGCCGCUGGCACCGGCUGACCCACUUCACCGACCGCUGGUGA